Messenger RNA from Daktulosphaira vitifoliae (grape phylloxera), 2146 nucleotides. RefSeq lists its product as uncharacterized. The transcript is spliced from 2 exons. NCBI's taxonomy places the organism in Eukaryota, Metazoa, Arthropoda, Insecta, Hemiptera, Phylloxeridae. The coding region runs from base 119 to 1813 and encodes 564 amino acids. The record is from RefSeq and is a predicted model, not a curated record.
UACAACGUAAUAAGAAUAUAUUAAUAUCAUACUGAGUAUUUUUUUUUUUUUUUUUAAGUGCUAAAGAGUUUUUUGACUGUCUUUUUUAAACUUACACAUCAUUUAACUAAAAAUAACUAUGAAAUUGUGUUCAGUUAUUUUUCUAUUUUUUAGUGUAUAUUCAAUACAUUUUUGUAAGGCAAAUGUUUCUUAUAAAACUUAUGUUAUUAAUGUAUUGAACCACAUUCGAAAUGAAAAAACAUUUGAAUCAUUACAACACAUUGUGAUUAAAGACACGGCUAUUGUAAAUCCAAUUGAUUACUGGGAUUUUAAUAAACCUGUUACUGAUUCUUCAGUCGCAUUGACACUCAAAUUUAUGAUACACUUACUAAAUUACAGAUUCGGCGAGAUCCUUCAAGUAUUUCAGAAUAAAUUUUUGUUUGCUAUAGAAAAUUGUCAAAGAUCAUUUGAUAAUCAACAAUUUGAUAAUUUCGUUAUAUGUGUUCAGCAAAUGUAUGACACAAUAAAAAAUUCAAGAACAAUGUUUAAAAGCUUGUAUGAUGCUGUAGAGUUUUUGUAUAAUUUAGAUUUCAAACUUAUAGAUCCUUUAAUAAACGUCCCUGAGUCAACGCUUGAGAUUUUUCAAGUUUACAAAGAUUUCACUGAGUCGAUAGCAUCACAAAUGCCACCACAAUUCGUGGACGAAAAUCAAAACCCAAAUUAUGAUAUAGUAUACAAUGUACAUAUAACCAUGACAAAUUUUUUCAAUAAUAUAUAUGUACCAACUACGAGUUCACUUUGCUUGAUCAAUUAUCAAUAUUGUGGAGUUUUUUCUGAAAAUGUACCAUUUGAUUUAUUAAUUGUGUAUGGUGGCGUAGAAAAGCUUAACGAAUUUUCUAUUAUUUAUUCUGAUAUAACAUUAGUUUGUGACGACCUUAAUUAUUUGUGUACAUAUGCUAUCGAAUAUAUAUAUAAAACCUUGGGAUUUGAAAAAUUGUUGUAUGAAAAUAACAAUACAAUUAUACCACCUUUGUUAAAUGAGAAAAUGUGUCGAGAAAAAGUUAUUGUGUUAAUAAAUAAUAUAAUAAAAUAUGCAAAACAAGAGUUUCAACACAUAAAAAUUUUCUCAAGGAAAGACGGUUAUAUUAGUUCUGAAUCUAUAUUACAAGGUGAGAUUAACAACUUCAAAAUUUAUCGAAUUAAACAGAUUCAAGUCUCUCAGCUAAUACGAUGUAGGUUUACUGAAAUAUUUCAAAAUUAUUACAUAACAUUGAAUGUUUUAAUUAAAAUAUGUAGCAAUAAUGAAGUACAAAAUAGUUCAUUAUUCAUUGACUAUUUAAGUCAACUUUACAUUACUAUCCAAAAAGCACAUAUUUUGUUUAUUAGUAUGCUACCGAUUGUGGAAACAUUUAAAAAUGGAUCAACAAGUUUGUUUAAUCCUGGACCUAAAUGGAGUUUAGAGUUUCAAAUUAGGGAGUAUGUUAAUUUUAUUGAAAAUUUAAACAAUAUGAUGAUAGCAAAUACAGAAAAUAUAUACGAUGUAAAUGGCCUCCCCAAUUAUAAAAGCAUAUUUAAUUACUACACACAGAUUUAUAACUUUUGGUCGACUAACGUUUCUAUAAAUUGGCUUUCAUUUUAUGAGCGUACGUCUGUAUAUUGUGAAUUACAAUCUGACUUCUUUAAAAAUCCUGAUAUAAUGACUGAUCAUUUCUUGAAAAGUAAUCCUACAGGUUAUCAAGAUAUAGGAGAAAUAUUCAUUCCCAUAUGCAAUUAUUUCACUAAAUAUGUUGAAAUUAUUAUCGAAAAUGACUUAAUGAAAAUAAGUCUCGAAUAAAAAAUGUAUUUUAAAUAAAUACUUUGUAUUAAAUUCCAAAAAAAUGUUAUUAUAUUGUUAAUUAUAUCAACCUAUGGUAUUUGUGGAAAACGCUUUAAUUAUAAAUUGCUAAUUUUUUUACUUUUCAAAUAAUUAAGCUAGAAAAACUUUUUCUUGUUAGUAAAAAUUAUAUCAUAUUGCUAUAUAAGAGUUUUUUAGAGAAGUUAAUUUAAAAAAAAAUUAAUUCAAUAUAUACGGGCAAUACUACGUGUUAGUAUAUUUUAACAAAAUUUAAUUUCUACGUUAAUAUUAUUCAAAAGAAGUUUUUAAAUAUUUUGGUAAAAAAAAAUAAAA